Messenger RNA from Hylaeus anthracinus, 895 nucleotides. Its product is annotated as histone H3. NCBI's taxonomy places the organism in Eukaryota, Metazoa, Arthropoda, Insecta, Hymenoptera, Colletidae. Gene Ontology annotation, cellular component: nucleosome. Gene Ontology annotation, molecular function: protein heterodimerization activity; structural constituent of chromatin; DNA binding. Bases 446 to 856 code for a protein of 136 amino acids. The record is from RefSeq and is a predicted model, not a curated record. The transcript has a single exon.
GUUAUACGUAUACGUAUUUUAAGAGGUAUAUUUUAUGAUUUUAGUAAUAGUCGGUAGUAAAUGUACGAAAAUUUAACCAAACUUUUUGCGUACAGUUAGAUUUCCGUUGGGCCCAGCUGUUAGUAAUUCCUCGAUAGGGGGGCAACCCUCAUGGUGCGAAGGGCAACAUUUCGAGCAUGGUAUAAAAUGAGGGAGACUUCCGAGGUUAUGCGUUGGCUGUUUAAAAAUUGUUCAGACCCUUUUUUCUUCGCUGGAAGGGUCAUCCCCUCUCUGGCGCCACUCGAACGGCCUGGAAGCGAGUGAUUCCCCACCACUCGCAACGAGCCAAUCAGAUACUCGCAGCUGGCGCGUCGCAGGGCAUAUAAGCGGCGGUUAUCCAGCGUAACUUACAUUUUCAGUUGAGUUUCGCUGAGAAUACUGCUGUCCGUACCGUUCUUGAAGAAAGAUGGCUCGUACCAAGCAAACCGCAAGGAAGUCUACCGGUGGUAAAGCACCACGAAAACAGUUGGCGACAAAGGCUGCACGUAAAAGUGCACCUGCGACCGGAGGAGUGAAGAAGCCGCAUCGUUACCGUCCCGGAACCGUUGCUCUUCGUGAAAUCCGUAGAUACCAGAAGAGCACCGAACUUCUCAUCCGAAAAUUACCAUUCCAACGACUCGUUCGUGAGAUUGCUCAAGAUUUCAAGACCGACCUCCGUUUCCAAAGUUCAGCAGUAAUGGCCCUUCAAGAAGCUAGCGAGGCUUACCUCGUCGGUCUCUUCGAGGAUACGAACCUUUGCGCUAUCCACGCAAAGAGAGUAACCAUUAUGCCGAAAGAUAUUCAAUUGGCACGCAGAAUUCGUGGAGAAAGAGCCUAAGUUCCCUUCAUACAAUUCAAACAAACGGCCCUUUUCAGG